Pararge aegeria (speckled wood butterfly) is the source of this 2451-nucleotide messenger RNA. Its product is annotated as mutS protein homolog 5-like. The coding region runs from base 1 to 2451 and encodes 816 amino acids. Gene Ontology annotation, biological process: chiasma assembly; mismatch repair. Gene Ontology annotation, cellular component: nucleus. Gene Ontology annotation, molecular function: ATP-dependent DNA damage sensor activity; mismatched DNA binding; ATP binding. The transcript has 18 exons. The record is from RefSeq and is a predicted model, not a curated record. NCBI's taxonomy places the organism in Eukaryota, Metazoa, Arthropoda, Insecta, Lepidoptera, Nymphalidae.
AUGGAUUUAAAUGAUGGAUCCACGUCUGCACUGGGUCAUUUAACGACUGAAGGAACAUCUAGCAAUGUUGUAAUUGCUAAGUGUACCCGUCACAACAAUGAAAGAGCUACAUCGACUGAACAAACCACAGAUAGGGAUUCCACGGAAGAGUCUGAUGCUGAAGAGCGUCUUCUAACAGUAUGCUGCAGAUCUGGGAAGCUCGGCGCUGCUUCUUACACUUUGCAAACUGGAGAGCUCCAAAUCCUGGAAGAGAUAGUAGAUCGCCCUCCGGAACACCAGAUCUUUAUAUCCCUAUUCAACCAAAUGGAUCCAGUCAAACUGAUCCUUGACGGAAAGUCACAAAGUACUUUCGUGAACGCCGUAAAAAGAGUUGUCUUAGCCAAUGACACUAAUCAGAAUACAAAGUGCCAACUUGCGUUUAUAUCAGCUAAAGAAUAUAAUUUCGAAGCAUGCAAGCGUCGCAUCUACUCUCUCGCUCUGCCCCAUGAACCGGCAAACUGCUCAGACGAGGAACGCAUAAUAUUCCUUCGGACCUUGAUAGACUUCUCCCAGACACAAACAGUGCAUGCCCUGGGCGCAAUGCUGAGAUACCUGGACCUUAACUGGUCCAAUCUAAUCAUGGAUUUGCAUGGAAAGCCCCAGUGCCUUAGUUUGACCAGGAUAUCUUUAGCUGAUAUAGUAGCAAUAGAUGAAGACACCUAUCGGGGACUACAAAUCUUCAGCUCUCUCUCGCAUCCCAGUGGCUUUAAGAAAGGCGUGCACGGAAGUAACAAGGAGGGGUUAAGUCUUUAUCAGCUCUUCAGUAAAUGCUCCUCGAAAGUUGGGCAUCAGAGAAUGAAGAUUCUCAUGCGACAACCAACGAAAGACAUAGAGACGCUAAGGCGCCGCCAGGAUGUGGUGGCGUAUUUCAUGAAGCCCCAGAGCGACUCCGUCGUGAGGAACAUCUGCGCUUCUCUCAGGUUCAUCAAGAAUGUUAAUGGAAUUCUAACUAAAAUAAAAGCUUUGUCUGCGAAAGCUUACCAGUGGAAAUCCCUUUAUAAUACUCUCUACAACGUGGUUCUCAUAUGUGAAAUAUGUGAUAAUGUUGGACAAAAGAUACAAUAUCUGGAACAAUUGGCCAAUUUUGAUACUAACAAGUUGUAUGAGAUGGCGCUAUACAUGAAUAGAAUUAUCGACUUUGAUCUAUCUAAGUCAGAAGGAAAAUUCACAGUGAAGGCUGGCGUAGACGCUGAUCUAGAUUUAAAAAAGCAAACCAUGGGCAGUCUCCGCGGGCUGAUGUCGGAGACGGCGCGGGUGGAGUUGGAGCGCUUGCCCGCGUGCGUGCAGGAGUGCACGAUGCUGUACAUGCCUCACCUGGGCUACUUGCUGGGCGUCAAGGCCUGGGACGACGCCCUCACUAUGGAGCAAAAGGAACUGCCGGAUAUGAGGUUUAUGUUUCAAAACAAUGAUUACAUACACUACAAAAGCAGAGGCUGUGAAGAAUUAGACGUGAUGAUAGGAGACAUGUACCCUGAAAUAGUGGCCCACGAGACCCGCAUCAUGAUGAAACUAACUUCCACUAUUCUGGAGAAUUUGCAUACCCUCGCGGCUGCCAUUGACAAAUGCGCUGAAUUGGACUGCCUAAUAAGCAUAUCGAAAGUGUGCAAGGAGUACAGUUUCGUAAAACCGACGCUUACCACAGACAAGGUAAUAAGCAUAGAGCAAGGCAAACACCCGCUGUACAUCACUACUAUCGACAACUUCGUGCCCAAUGACGUCGAGUGCAGCCUGGAGGCGGGCUAUGUGAAGAUCUUGACCGGACCCAACUCCAGUGGGAAAUCGGUUUAUAUGAAACAAAUUGGUCUGAUAGUAUACCUGGCACACAUAGGCAGCUUCGUGCCAGCUGAAUCGGCGACCAUUGGCAUAGUGAGCCACAUCUACUCGCGGAUACAGUCCACGGAGUGCGUCGCCGCUCACAUGUCCGCCUUCCUCAUUGACUUGAGACAGAUGUCGCUGGCAGUGCGCGAGGCGUCCAGCCACUCGCUGGUGCUGGCGGACGAGUUCGGCAAGGGCACGGCGCAAGCGGACGGCCUGGCGCUACUGGCCGCGUGCCUCAACACGCUGCUCUGCCGCGGUGCGCACUGCCCACACUUGCUACUGUCCACGCACUUCCUCGACCUCGGCGACUACAUCGUGGACACGCCAUUCGUCCGCUUCUUACGGUUCGAGCACGUACUGCAAGGCGGCGAGCCCGUGUUCCUGUUUCGUGUAGCGCAGGGCGCGGCGGAGCGCAGCUUUGCCCACGCGGUGGCGGAAGCCAGCGGCAUCGACCCACGCGUGGUGGGCCGGGCUAAGGAGGUCUACGACGCUAUGAAGAAUAACACUCUACCGCCACCCGACAAGAAAAUAACAUCGAAACUCAAAAAUGUCACCGAAAUAAUCAAAAACACGCUUCUCGCGGAAGAUAUUUAA